Molecule: messenger RNA, 5480 nt
Organism: Menidia menidia (Atlantic silverside)
Lineage: Eukaryota; Metazoa; Chordata; Actinopteri; Atheriniformes; Atherinopsidae
Source: the annotation of a GenBank genome assembly
GCCCAGAAGCCUUCAGAGGCGCUGACUGCGGGAUGUAAGUAGCUCUCCAGGGUGCUGAAGUUGUCUCCCAACGCUCUAGAACUCUACCUGUCACCUCCAGCCCCUAAUCCGAACACAAUGACCGGACUGUGUCUUCACUGGAACGACAGUGGAGUGAAUAGGUAAGAUCGGGGAUGAUUAGUUGACUUUGCAACUUUUUUUUUUUUUUUUUUGGCGAAGACAGACGUAAAGAUCCGAGAAGGCGCCUGUAAGAUUGUCUCAUCGGAUCCCGAAGCUGUCCUGAUGGCGCUAAAGAAAUGGAGUCAGGGUUGUAACUGAAAAGUGAAUAUAAAUAUUCACUCUCUUGGACACCCUGGAAGGACAAUGCAAGAUAUUCCUCCAAAUGGUUGGGAGUCCAACCAUCCAUGUGUGCCCAUAAUAAAAAGUAGACAAACUAUACCGGCGCUGCCCUUCUGUAACUUUAUGUUAUGGGUUCUCUUGGGCGUGCUCACUUUCCCUUGCUGCGUCCACUGUUUGAUAUUCAAAGUGGGGGUGUUGGGGCCGUGGAACUGCGACCCGGUCUACUACAGGGCCCUUCCCACAGCGGCGGCCAAACUCGCCGUGAGCAGGAUAAAUGGAGAUCUCAAUCUGGAUCUGGGUCUGAAAAUGGACUUCGUCAUCCUCCAGGAGCCUUGCGAAACCUCCAAAGCGCUGACGGCGUACAUUUACUAUGACAAAUCAGCAGACGCCUUUGUGGGCUCCUCGAACCCGGGAUACUGCAUCGCGGCGUCUCUACUGGCCAAGAACUGGGACAAGGCUCUCCUUUCCUUCAGCUGCGUCACCUUCGAGCUGGACCGCGCCACGGGGUACCCGACGUUUGCCUGGACGAUCCCGCUCCCCGCCGAGGUGCUGUUCACCGUCUUUAAGCACUACAGGUGGGCCAGCUCCGUGGUGGUCUCGUCCAAUGAAGACCUUUGGAUAGACACCGCCACCAGAGUGGCCGCAUCUCUCCGGAGGAGAGGGCUCCCCGUCGUCCUGGUAACGGCCAUGGGUAUGAACGACACAGAGGUGGACAGCACGCUGUGGAAGAUCAAAAAUGCAGGACCAAUAAAGGUCAUUAUCAUGUGCAUGCACUCCAUCCUGCUUGGAGGUGAGCAGCAGGGCACUUUUCUCAUGAAGGCGCACAGGCUGGGCAUGACUUCUGGGAAGUACGUGUUCGUGCCGUACGACGCGCUCCUCUACAGCCUCCCCUACUCCAACAUCUCCUACUUCCCUCUGCAAAACAACAGCGUUCUGAGGGAGGCGUACGACGCCGUGCUCACCAUCACUAUGGCCUCAGAGCCUCUGUCCUUCAACGAGGCGUUCACUGCUGCCAGGAGGAGCGGGGAAAUUGAGAUGCCCGUGCAGGCAGAGCAGGUUCAUCCACUGUUUGGGACCAUCUACAACAGCAUAUACCUGCUGGCCAAGUCCAUCCACAAUGCCAGAAAAGCAGGCAUGCAGCUGUCAGGCUCAAACUUGGCCUACUUCACAAAGAACACAACUUUCAAUGGCUUCAAUCAGAAGGUCAAGGUGGACAACAACGGAGAGGUUCAGACCAACUAUGUCAUCCUGGACACUGACAUGACGGGAAGUCAGCUGUACCAGGCCUACACGGUGGACAUGAAAGCACGAGUGCUCAGAUUUUCCGGGAGGUCCAUUAAAUUUCCAGGAGGAUCCCCCCCGCCUGCUGACUCCAGCUGCUGGUUUGAAGAGAUUGCCAUCUGCACAGGAGGUGUGGAGGUGGCCUACAUCAUAAUAGUACUGGUUGUCACCAUUAGUCUGGCUGUGGGAGGCCUGAUCAUAAGUCUUUACAUUCGGAGGAGACUUCAACAAAUCCAGCUGGUCAAAGGUCCCAAUCGUAUCCUCCUGACUUUAGAGGAUCUUACUUUUAUCAAUCCCCAGCUUAGCAGAAAGAAAAUCACUUUAGAGGAUCUGAGCGAGUCCAAGAGCGCUCUGGAUGAGAAAUCUGCAGAUCCCUCGCACUCUGUGAACAGCAUGCAGACGGCAACUCAAGAGAAUUCCAGCGUAGCAGUGUAUGAGGGUGACUGGGUUUGGCUGAAGAAAUUUGAGGAAGGUCAUUUUAAGGAAGUGAAACAAAGCAGCACCAGGAUUUUCACAAAGAUGAAAGACCUGAGAAACGAGAACGUAAAUCCCUUCCUGGGCUUCUUCAUGGACCCCUCCAUGUUUGCAGUGGUUACAGAGCACUGUUCCCGGGGUAGUUUGCAGGACCUGCUGCGGAACGAGGAUGUUAAAUUAGACUGGAUGUUUAAGUCCUCCCUUUUACUCGAUCUUAUUAAGGGGAUGAAGUAUCUUCACCACAGGGACUUCCCUCAUGGAAGACUAAAAUCGCGAAACUGUGUGGUGGAUGGACGGUUUGUCCUCAAGAUCACCGAUUAUGGCUUCAACGAGCUGCUGGAGUCUCAGAAAGCUCCCUUGGAAGAGCCCCCACCUGAGGAACUAUUCUGGACAGCUCCAGAGUUCCUGCGGGACCUCGCAAAUUCUCGCAAAGGGACAUACAAAGGCGACGUGUAUAGUUUUUCAAUUAUUCUUCAGGAGGUGGUGGUGAGAGGGCCGCCGUACUGCAUGCUGGAUUUGCCUCCUGAGGAAAUCAUCCGUAAGGUGAAGAAGCCUCCCCCAAUGUGCCGUCCUACUGUGUCACCGGAUCAGGCUCCUCUUGAAUGCAUCCAGCUGAUGAAGCAGUGCUGGAGCGAACUGCCUGACCGCAGACCCAACUUCGAUGAGAUAUUUGACAGGUUCAAGACAAUCAACAAGGGUAAGAAGACCAACAUCAUCGACUCCAUGCUGAGGAUGCUGGAGCAGUACAGUUCGAACUUGGAGGACCUCAUCAGAGAGAGAACAGAGGAGCUGGAAGUAGAAAAGCAGAGGACGGAGAAGCUGCUGUCUGAGAUGCUCCCACCGUCUGUGGCAGAGGCCCUGAAGACCGGCGGCACAGUGGAGCCGGAGUACUUCGAUCAGGUGACGAUCUACUUCAGCGACAUUGUGGGCUUCACCACCAUCUCCUCGCUCAGCGAUCCCAUCGAGGUGGUAGACCUUCUCAACGACCUGUACACGCUGUUUGAUGCCGUGCUCAGUAACCACGACGUCUACAAGGUGGAGACCAUCGGUGACGCCUACAUGGUAGCGUCCGGCCUGCCCAAGAGAAAUGGCAACAAGCACGCUGCUGAGAUUGCAAACAUGUCCCUGAACAUCCUCAGCUCAGUGGGCUCCUUCCAUAUGCGACACAUGCCAGAUGUGCCCGUCAGGAUACGAAUAGGAAUUCAUUCAGGGCCCUGUGUUGCUGGCGUAGUAGGCCUGACCAUGCCUCGGUACUGCCUUUUUGGAGACACCGUCAACACUGCCUCUCGUAUGGAAUCCACUGGUCUGCCUUAUAGAAUCCAUGUCAAUUUGACUACGGUGAAGAUCCUCCAUUCUCUUAAUGAUGGUUAUAAGAUAGAUGUUCGAGGAAAGACAGAGUUGAAGGGUAAAGGUAUUGAGGAGACAUACUGGCUUGUGGGGAAAACAAACUUCACAAAACCUUUGCCAAAACCACCAGAGAUUAAACCAGGGGACAACUGGCAGCAGAUGGUGACAGAGGAGAUAAAGACUCUUUUCCGCAAGGCCAACAGACAGGUGGACAACAAGCUGUGAACGAAGGGGAGGGAAGGAGAUGAUUCAGAAGAGGGGAAAACAGAGGAGAGGAGGGAGCGUCACGAGGAUCCAGGAGCAGGAAGAGACGAAGAUGUGGGAGGGGGCGGGCAGAGGACGGAGAGCGCCACCCAGCCUCUCAGCGUGGCUUAACGCCGACUUGUUUUAAGAGGAUUGCUCAUCGGCCGGCUAAUCUGCCUGCAGCCAGCACAGCAGAACACAACGGUGCUAAUGUAAUGAGAGCUGUCGCAUUACCUGCCUACCUGCCUGCUGCCAGGGCGGCAGGCAAGGUGCAGCCGCUCCUUAAUGACGUACGGACUCACUCGCUCCUCUCUGCACUCACCGGCCACUGCGUGGUCAACUAUUUUUCAGGACAACCAGAGGUUCACCUGUCAAAAGAUUGAACGCCCAAAAACGCCUAUUUCAAAAUGAAAUAUUUUCUUCUUUUUUUUUUUCUUUCCUUUUUUUUUAUGUCUGUCUGUAGGUAGCUUCUGGUAGGGAUGCAGAGCCAAGGCUGGAACGUAGCUGUGGCUGAACACUAUAUUUAAUUAGCCAUCCAAAGCUGGAGGCUAAGGCUGCUAAUGUAUAUAAGUACCAAUAAGAAAAAGAAAAAACAAAACCCACUUUUAUCUCCUCUGUCUUAGAGCAGAAAAAGAUUACAGUCAGGCUGACUGCAAGUUUUUUUGUUUUGUUUUAAUGCAAUCAACCCUCUCUCUAAUAGUUUACAAUAUUGAAGAGUGGGGGGACCUUGGAAAGUACUGAAAGAACCUAAAGUAUCGGAUGAUUUCUGUUCCAUUUAGUGGAACCUUAUCGCUCUUCAGUAAGAGGGCUACUGAAAUACACUGUUAUAAAGCCUGAUAAGCACUUUAAUCCCCCAUUAAAUUCUAAGAUGUUUAGAGCUGUUAUAGGACAUAUUUCUUUGGUAUUAUGGGACACUAGCUCCUGUUCAAAGAAAGGAGAAAAAGAAAGAACAAAUGAUUUUGCAGGUGUUCUGUUUGUCACCUCCAUGUUAAAAAAGUUGAUGACUCCUCCUGUAACAACAGGUGUGAGCUUUGUUUUUUGAUGUCCAAUGAAUUGCUUUAUGUAAUUUGGCCUUUAGUUGUUCAGAUUGGAUGGUCAUGAUUUCUCAGACCAUCAAAAUCAGUUGUCAGUGAGAGGUUUUUGGGAACUACAUUGUGGUCAAUUUAUUUUUCUUUCUUUUUUUUUAUAAAGAAAGCAUGCAAACACACAGAGGCAAAUGCAAUUCUGUUUCCUCUUUUAAAGGAGCUUUAAAAUUCCUGUUUAGAUUAUUAUUAAAAGUGAAUCGGAACGCAAUAAUAAUAAGACUCCUACUCCCUUUAGAAAUUGGGAACAUCUUAUACAGACGAGUUUUAAAAAAGUGAUUCCGAUUUUUGUAUCAGGGCUUGAAGUUAAUUGUGUAGUCAAUAUUUUUUAUGCAAUGAAAAAUGCAUUGGAGCCAUGAGCCCGUCAUCAUAGUCUUUUUUUCAGUCUAAAAUAAAUACAUGAACAGUCUAGAUGUUUACUUAUUGUGGAGGAAAGGAUAUACUGGUAACUAAAUAAAAGUCAAAUUAGAAUUUAAAAAAUGACAAAAAGAGCACUUUUUUGAUAGAGCUGCAUGCAUUAUUUUGAUGUUUUAUCCAAAGUCUCCACUGUUUAAGUAUUUUCAAAAAUUAAAUUAACAGUUCCUUUGCUCCAAUCUUAUUGAUCACCGCAGGUUGAGCUUCAUCCAUUCUGGCUAAACAAAUCUACAGCCGAGACUGUCAGAAACGUGUGGACCUGAUAUGAUGUUGUUUGUCAUGUAUAUUAUUACACAAUGA